This is a messenger RNA of Erigeron canadensis, 857 nucleotides long. RefSeq lists its product as uncharacterized. Bases 38 to 697 code for a protein of 219 amino acids. The record is from RefSeq and is a predicted model, not a curated record. NCBI's taxonomy places the organism in Eukaryota, Viridiplantae, Streptophyta, Magnoliopsida, Asterales, Asteraceae. The transcript has a single exon.
GAGAUAUAUCUUCAUUCAUUCAUAUCAACCAAAAAAUAUGGCAACAAAACUCAAAGAAGUCUCAUUAACAAGCAACAACCUACAAGACCAACAAAUUCUUAUGGAAGCCGGUGAAUUAAGAGCUAAUGAACAACAUAAUAAUUCUCACACGAAAAAAAAAGGCAUACUCUCAAGAGCAUGGGCUAGAUAUGUAAACAAUGACCAUAAUUGGCUAGAUAAGCAACGUGGAAUUUUAAUCCUUUGUGCAUUAGUCGUAGCGGGAAUGGCUUUUCAUUCGGGAAUUAGUCCACCAGGAGGUAAUAUUUUGGACUCAAAGAAUGGUAGAUAUGAGCUAGGAAAUGCGGUUCAAACGGAAGUAGACAUGGACCAAUUUAUUUCAUUUGUGACUUACAAUACUUUUACUAUGAUAAUUUCAUUGGGUAUUGUGCUUGUGUUGAUAAGUGGUUUCCAAAUGAGGAAUAAGUUUUGGAUGUGGGUGCUUACAAUUGCAACAUUGUUUGCACUUGUGUUCAUGGUGGCUACUUAUUUACAAUCACUCGCGAUGAUGGCUCCAGAUAUGUAUGUCGAUGUGACGAGUGUUAUAAUCUGUUUGAUUUGGAUGUUGGCUUGUGGGGUUAUGGCAUUGGUUCAUACUAUAUUUUUUGUUGUAUGGGUUGUUAUGAAGCUUGCCAAGAAGAAGAUGCCGGAGAUAGAAUAAAGGUAUGAUGAAAACACAACCGAGGUCGUUUAAUGGGGUUCCUUUUUGUUUUUUUUUUAGUGUGUGUGUGUGGAUAAUCUGUGUCGUUGUUUCUUAAUUUGUAUCUAUAUAUCUUUUGUAUGAAGUUAAUUAAUCACACUAAUGUACUUUAUGUUUGAAA